GUGCAGGUACCACUAGUGCUGCGUACAUCUUUGACAUAGCUGGGCAGGCCAGUUCUGAUCCAGGUACAGAGGACGGUCUCCUUGCAGCUAUGGGGUCCAAUAACUCAGUCCAGGUGUAUCAAGCAGCAACACUGGCACUGAAGCACAGACUAGAAGGUCACACUGAUGUAGUUUCUGGGGUUAAGUUUGCACACACCAAUUCCAGCAUGCUCUACUCGUCGUCAUUAGAUGGCACCAUCAGGUGUUGUGACUUAAGAGUCGGCAAUAAAAAACCUGCCCUAAUAUUGAAAGGUUCUGAAGGAGACCAGUUCUGCAGUCUGGAUGUGAACUGUGAUGACACUGUGGUCUGUGGAGGCUGUCAGAAGAGGAUGCCUGACACAAACCUGGUCCUAUGGGACAGCAGGACAGGACAGAUUGUGCACACCUACCCAGACUCCCACAGUGAUGACAUCACACAGGUGAAGUUCCAUCCCAGCAUGCCUCACAAGAUGGCCACAGGGUCCACUGAUGGGCUGAUCAGCAUAUUUGACAUCAGACAGAGUGACGAGGAUGAUGCAGUAGAGAAUGUGCUCAAUACUGAGUCAUCUGUGAGUAGGAUAGGAUGGUAUGGUCCAAACUCAGACAAGUUGUACUGUGUGACACAUGUGGAGACUCUGCAACUGUGGGACACUGACGAGGCAGACCAGAUUGGUAAUUUUGAGGAUAUUAAAGACUACUCAGGAAAAGAGUUGGACCAUCAUGCACCUGUGGCCACUAUCAAACACAUGAAGGACAAGGAGGUUGCCACAGAGACAGAUGAUGUCACCAGGAAAAGUAACACUUUGGGGGCUGUAGACUAUCUGGUGGACUGUUUUUGGGAUGCCCAACAACAGAAGCUUUUGUUAGCAGGUGGCUUACACAGUGGUAGACUUAAUGUGUACAAAGUGAAGAGGAAAAAGAAGACACUGAAGCCGCUGUACAGUCUGGGAGAUGGGCACCUGUCAACUAUAAGAUGUCUGCACUGGCAAGAUAAGACCCAGUCCCUCGUGACAGGAGGGGAGGAUGGUCUGCUCUGUCUGUGGAAACCUGGGGUGGACUUGGACAAGGAGACAGAGGACCUGUCCCUAAGUAGCCAACCUGUGUCCAGAAAGGCAUCUUCAUCAGUAAGGACAAGACUCAGACUUCACACGAAGAAGCCCUACUAGUGAAGACAGAAGACAAGAAGAUAGAGGCCUGCUUACCUGUCCUGUUUAUACUGCACACUCUGAUGUGACCAGGAAGGAAUUUCAUCACAAAUGGCAAACAGAAACCUUCAGGACUUCAGCAUUACUUAUACAUGUAUCAGAAUCUCUGUAUCAAGGUGGUCG
This is a messenger RNA of Branchiostoma belcheri (Belcher's lancelet), 1346 nucleotides long. Its product is annotated as WD repeat-containing protein 89-like. The coding region runs from base 90 to 1184 and encodes 364 amino acids. The transcript has 14 exons. Gene Ontology annotation, molecular function: protein binding. The record is from RefSeq and is a predicted model, not a curated record. Lineage: Eukaryota; Metazoa; Chordata; Leptocardii; Amphioxiformes; Branchiostomatidae.